Messenger RNA from Porites lobata, 9430 nucleotides. The record is from the annotation of a GenBank genome assembly. NCBI's taxonomy places the organism in Eukaryota, Metazoa, Cnidaria, Anthozoa, Scleractinia, Poritidae.
UGUAUAGUCAAUGGUGGAUGGUCAACUUGGAGUUCGUGGAACUCUUGCAGUAAAACGUGCGGAUCAGGUGUAAGAGUACGUACACGAACUUGCACAAAACCGCCGCCCAGCAACGGCGGUAAACCCUGUACCGGAUCUUCAAGAGACUCGCAAGCUUGCAACACACACUAUUGUCCUGGUAAGAAUGUAAUAAUCGAAUGGUCCAGAUUAUAAAGGUUACACUGAAACACAUGUUGCAGUGCAAUUGAGUGGACAGGGUUACUAACGAGGCUUUUAGGGGUCGAAAAAACAAAACUAUUUUGCAUGUAAAACCAAGAUAAGGGCUAUAUUAAAAAGGCCUCCAAAGCCAAUGAUAUUGUUGAAAGGCAUUUUCAAAAUGAGAAAGAUAGACACUGGGCAACGGAGUUAAACAAAUGGGGAAUAGUGAUAGCUUUUCCUUGCGAUUUGCCACGUGUUACAACUGUGACUAAACGUUUUCUCAGUGAUACAAAAACAGCCAGUGUUGACCAUUAAAAUCUGUUUGCGGUACCCAUUGCUAAAACCUCCUCGUCCUCCCCACACACACACCUUGUACCUCCGGUACAGUACCGCUUGUUCCAGAAAUAUGCUACUGGAGACAGCUGCCAUAAACGGAACGUCAGACGGAGCUGUUUAAGUAUAGCGUUAAAAAGGGUGCUUAUGCAAAGGCAAUGUGGAGCGACAUACGUCAACCGGAAUGAGGCCUUUCCCGCUCUAAUAUGCCUUGACGCUAUUAAAUUUGUACUGCUAAGUUUCUUUUCUCUAAUAAACACAAUUUGCCUGCGAAUUGGGGCGCAACCACAGCCCAAGAAUGGAAAAAAUCCACCGUUGACGUUUGUCGCUCAAAAACGUCUUUGCUUCAGUACUGUUGAUACUCUUCAAUAUCUUCAUUAAUGACUUAUUUUACUACAGUAAGUUUGCUUUUUGUCCGGGAUCGUGCCGCUGACUUUCCUUUUGAUACAUACAGUGAAUGGAGGUUGGUCGGACUGGAGCAGAUGGUCUUCUUGCACCAAAUCAUGUGGGGCUGGGUCCCAAAAACGUUCUAGAACCUGUACGCGCCCACCUCCGAGCUACGGCGGGAAAACGUGUCUGGGAUCAACGUGGGAGAAGCAAAUGUGUAACAGGCAACCCUGCCCUGGUAAGAACCAUAGUUGUCCUUCCCGUUUUACGUUGCCAUUUGUCAUUUCAGGACGCAUUAAUAUAAAUGCAUGUAUCUGUCCAAACUUUUCAGCAGCUUUUCUUUCAGUAGUCUGCUACACAGGCGUUUUUUGUGUCGUCACGCAACGCUCCUCCCCACUAGUGGGGAGGAGCGUUGCGUGACGACACUAAAAACGGCUGUGUAGCAGACUAUUCUUUCAGUGGUUAACACUGAGAUUUGAAGAUUUGGGAUUAACAUCGUCUUAAAUAAACAUUCUUUACCAAACACCACCAAUUAAUACUAAAACAAUGCUAACGAGUAAUAGGUGCACGGCGUGCUGAUUGAAUGCGCUAGCAUUCCAAGGAAGUGGGGGUUAAAUCGCCAAUCACUUUCCAACAUAUCAGGUCCUACGUUUGUGAAAACGAAUACGGAGAAGAAGUCAGAGAUAUCUUCUUUCUACCUGCACUUGUUAUUACAAUUUUUUCAUUCUUAAGUUCAUGGAGGUUGGUCCGGAUGGGGCGUGUGGACAACUUGUACCAAAUCCUGUGGAUCUGGAACACAAACUCGAUCACGAAGCUGCACGCAACCGCCGCCACAACAUGGCGGGAACGUGUGUCCAGGAGCGCUAAAGGAACAACGGGUUUGCAACGCACACUCAUGUCCAGGUGAGAGACACGGAUAACAUGUCAAAAAUAUUCUAGCUAUAAGAAUCAAAUAAUGAAUUAUUGCUAUUAUUAUUAUUACUAUUAUUAUUAUACAAUUAUUAUUAAUACAACUUUAAGGAAAACUGAAGUAUCUGCCUUGCAGUAUACACAGGAGCUGGCUUGUAUUAGCUUCUUUCACAGAACGAUUUUUACCUAUAAAGUAUUUUUAACGAGACGAAGUAAGCGGUCAGAAAAAUUAUAUUUGGAUUUUUUUCUAUCUAAAUAACGGUUGCUUGGGAAAGUAAAGGCGACCUUCCAUGUGAACCAUAUUUCAAUCGGUACUGGAAAUGUUAAAGACGAGUCUAAUGCAUCAUAGACAUAUAUCGCCGUAUGUAAGGGAAUCCAAGACUGAUUCAACGCCGUGGAUUCCGGAUUCCAGGCACUUGAUUCCAGUCUUUUUUAGUGGAAUUUGGAUUCUGGAUUCCAAUCCUUACUAGGAUUCCCGAUUCCUUGAGCUGUAUUCCAGAUUCCAAAACCCAGGAUUCCAGAUUUCACAAGCAAAACUUUCUCAGAUUCCGGAAUCUGGAUUCCCUUGCAUAGGGCAAGAAAAUAUAUCAUUAAAAACUAUCCCAACGAAUUCUACCAGUGUCUAUCUACCAUCAUGAAAGUGUUACAUACGAUGGAUAAGAUCGCUUGAACGGAUUUUAAGCUAUGUGUACCGCUUUAAAACCAGCCACAAGGUUGUCAUACCAAAUACUAAAAUGUUACUAAAAAUAAAUCUUUUAUUUGUUUUCUUACUGCAUAGUAAACGGAGGUUGGUCAAGCUGGUUUGUUUUUACACCAUGCAGUGUGUCCUGCGGUACUGGAAUAACGGUGCUCGCCCGCACUUGUACUAAUCCUGCCCCAAAAUAUGGCGGAAGACCUUGCCAAGGACCUGCGCGAAAGGGACAACCAUGUCUAACGAAACCUUGUCCAAGUAAGUUGUGAUCAUAAAAUAGUCCUACUCAGUAAAUCGACCCUGUCGCCUGAUGAAGACCAGCGGUACGUGGUCGAAACGUCGCGGUCAACAUAUAAGUAACAGUCGUGAGACAAACGUUAAACGAAGCUCUUCAAACACAUUGGACACGAUGAGCAAUAUCUUUCGUGGCAUAAAAUUACGUUUAUUUACAGUUUAUUUCAUGGUGCUUCAGGUUAUGCAAUAUUGAGAACUACUAAAUUGAAAAAAACGAAGCGGUUAUGUUUGAGGGAAAAUGCCUCCUUUGCAAGAAUGCCGGUUUCCUCUUGGUUGCAGGAUCAAACUUCGGCCGGACCAUGCUGGCCGAUAUAAAGCCCCAAUUGUGAUAAUCAUUUUCGCUUUCCUCUGCUUAUCCCUUCUUGUCAAUGAUCAAUACCUAUCACUGCCUGGUCGGUUUCUCGACUAACCAUUUAUCGACUGCUAUCUUAAACUGACAUUUUAAUCACUCUUUUUAUUCUGUAACAGUUGACGGGGGCUGGUCCAGGUGGAGCGUAUGGACAACUUGUACCAAAUCAUGUGAAUCUGGAACACAAACUCGGUCGCGGAGCUGCACGCAACCACCGCCUCAACAUGGCGGGAGAACGUGUUCAGGAGCGGCUCGUGAUCAACGAGUUUGCAACACGCAGUCUUGUCCAGGUAUGCAGUUUAAUAGACACUUAUUUCCCCUCUUACCAAUAAUUGCGAGCUUACGAGAAGGUUCAAAAUAAUGUUUAGUUUCCCCAAAAGUUGUAAGUAUGUGUUGCCAUUAACUUUUGAAUACUUUCGUGUCCUAAGGAUUUAUUCGGUCAAGCAAUGGUGCUAUAUUCCGGGAUGUAUGAUAAGCAUGCCUUGUGGAGGUGACGCCAAAUGCUAAUGUAAAUAGCACACACCAUGUUCGUUAAAAAACAAGUUUAUUAUAUUUUCCUUAAGCACGCGACGCUUGUUUUACCAUAACCGAAUACGUUUCCCUCCCAACCUCGCUCCUUCCUGAAAAACUUAGACCCGUGAUUAUGAAAACACACUCCUGGCUAGGGUUGUUCAAACGUUCGAUAGCGGUAUCCAUAGCAGAGAUGCCAACCUCUGGAGAUCUAAAAUCUGGAGACUCUCUCUUUUUCACUCCCCCCCGGAAAUUUAAUGAACCUCCUCAUCCCCCCUCCCCACCCCGAUAAAUAUGGGAAUGACUUAGGACAUUGUAUGAAGUCUUACAUGAAGUACAUUUUAUCAAAAUUCGCGAUAAACGUUUUGAUGCCAGAAAUAAUCUUUGUCAGUGACUAAGUAGGUGCAAAAAUGCCCUAGAAACCGUGCUACGAAAAAAAAAAAUUCACGUUUUGAGCUAAAAGUUUGCUAAAUCUCAAACUAAGGCACAGAAAAGCUCAAAAGAUGAUUUUAUCCGGGAGAUAUGGUGACCCGUACGGGAGACCGGGAGAUUGGUGUCGUACCGUGAGACUCCCGGAUAAUCCGGGAGAGGGUUGGCAUGUAUGCCAUUGGAUAAAUCACUGUCUAGUGGUUAAGUAUCAGGGAAACUAAUUGCAUUAUCCACUGGAUAGCGCUAUCCACUUUUUGAACAUUUGGGAACAGAAGACGAGAUGAUUGAUCUUCUUUACUUCUAUGUCGUAGUCGAUGGGGGCUGGUCUAACUGGGGUGGGUGGACGUCCUGUAGCAAGUCCUGUGGAACUGGUUUCAAGGAACGUUUUAGAAGCUGCACACGACCAGCGCCGAAAUUUGGUGGAAAACCAUGCACAGGAGAAGUACGGGAAACUCAUGAGUGCAACAAUCAUCCAUGCCCAGGUAAGACCAGGAGAUAUAAAUUUCAUUGAAGGACACAGACUAUUUGCACGCUAUGCUACAGAUGGAUCUCAUUGAAGUCCUUUUUAUAUAUGUUGCAUUAGCAAAGUUUCUCUGUGUACUUACGUUCAAAACUACUCAUAGUGAAACUUUUGAUUUCGACAGACGGGACUUACAAACAAUAUGCCAGGGCUAAUAAUUGUGGAUGAUUGAACAAAACCGUGAGCAAUAAGCGGCAGGCGGAUGGAUUUUUAAAAAUUAGCGAAAAAUACAUAUUAAUAACGUGGUAUUAUCUUCUUAAAUUUUCGCUGAAUAAAAUUUAAACGCGGAGAAGACCUGUUUAUUACUCUGUCUAUUGUGUAUUUUCAAAUUUAAAACACCUCAGAAUUUGUGAGUAUUUUACUUUAUGUUGAGACUAACCCUGUGUCGCUAAUGUUUGUAUUCAGCGGUAAGUUUAUAAUUCAAACUGGACUAUAGUCACUGCGAAAGUUUUUGGAAUGAUUUGAUGAAGUGAUAGUUCUAUAUAAGGAGGUACAGUCAUCAAUUCACUCCCACUGUUCAUUCUUUCAUGAACUCAAUCUUUCCGUCUUCUCCGGCUGUGUGAACCCUUUAUGGCUGGCAUAUUUGUUACUGCGUCCCUUAAGAACGCAGAUAUUAAACUCUAAUCCCACCUAACUAGAAUCUUGGUAGUAAAAAAAUGUGCCACACAUUACGAGAACAAUUCUUUCAGUUUUUCUAGGCGCCUUUGCUGGCAUAAUAUCAUUAUAUUUUGUGUAAUUUACAAGUGAGAUCUACUUGAUCGGUGGGACACCAUCGACUGUCGGCCGACUUUGAGUGCGGCAUAAUUACUAGUUAUUAAUUGGUGUUGUGAUGUUAUAGUGCAUGGAGGUUGGAGUGUCUGGAGUUCUUGGUCUUCCUGUGCUAAAACCUGUGGCGGAGGGGCAAGAGAGCGAACGCGAUCCUGUACAAAUCCACCUCCUUUUCACGGAGGGCAAGGUUGUGGAACACAAUAUUACGAAUCCAAGGAGUGUGCGGUGAAAAAAUGUCCAGGUUCGGGCUAAGUUCCUAUUCUCUUACCUAUCUGUGUUUAUGCGAAUGGUGCUUCAUGCCUGGCAACAUUCAUUUGACAACAUUUAUGUGUUCUGUUUUGGCCGGCCUGGCCCCGUUCUACCCUAACGGCCUUUCCGAAAAUAAAAAUGUGACGGAGAUACAUGGUGUACCAUACAUGGUGUACCAUCAGAGAGUAGUUUACUGAAACAUACUGAAAGCAUACUGAAACAGUUUACUGUAAAAGCUGGUAGCACUGGUAAAUAUGUUCAAGUAAUUUUUUUUUAUGCCAUAAAUAUUUCCAAGAGUUGAAAGUUUCUGAACAUAACUGCAUAACGAAUACCCGUUCAGUGGUCGUUUCAGUUAUGUAAUUACUUGCACCUUGCCUUUAAUGUUAAAAUCCACGUGAAAACUGAUCGAAUGACGAUUUUUUUGACGUUUGACAGUUGAUGGAGGUUGGUCAGUUUGGAGUGUUUGGAGCUCGUGCAGCAAAUCCUGUGGGAUUGGUUCGCAGGAGCGGUCUAGAAGCUGUACGCAGCCUCCACCGAGUGCUGGCGGGAAAACAUGCCCAGGAAAAGAGGGGGAAAGCAGACUGUGUAAUUCAAACCCAUGCCCGGGUAAGUUGAACCUUCCUUUCUAGUUAUAGCUAGCUUCCUUUGUGAUUUCUAUGACAAGCAAGGGCUUACGUAACGCACACAUGUUCAGUGGCGGAUCCACACCUUCAGAUAAGGGGGUUGAAGGGGGGAGGGCGGUCAUCCAGACCCUGAGAUAAGGGGGGGGGCCCGGACUAAAAAAAAAAAUUUUCCCGGCCCUUCGGGCCUCAGUAUAGUCUAAAAAUAAGGGGGGGGAGGGCAGGCCUCGGGCCCCUCCCCUGGAUCUGCCACUGCAUUUUUCCUUUCGUUAUCACCAUACGAUUGCCCUUUGUCCAAGUGUAAGGUUAAGAUCGAUAUAACGUAACGUGUCGCCUGAAUUUUGAAGAUUUUUCAUUUUUGUAGUGCAUGGCGGUUGGAGUGGUUGGAGUUCUUGGUCGCGCUGUGGUAAUACCUCUGGUGGAGGCACAAGGGAGCGCAAUCGCUCCUGUACAAAUCCACCUCCUUAUUUUGGCGGGAAAGGCUGCGGUCCUCAUCACUACGAGUCCAAGGAAUGUGCUUUGAACAAGUGCCCAGGUUGGCUUCCAUCCUUCUGUUUUCUUUGUCUUUGUUUUCUUCCGUCCAUCUGUAUGUCUGUCUGUCUUUCUUUCUUUCGGUGUGUCUGUCGGUCGAUCUCUGUCUGUCUGCUGGUGCUUCUUGGCCAGCUUUUUGCGUUGUCUAUUUUGUUUAUUCAUCUAGUGGUCUGCCAGUCUGGUUGUCUGCUUUUGAGCCCAGCUGUCCAACUUUAUUGUCUAUUUGUCUGCAUUGGCGUCGAGUUUUGUUAGCUUUCUUCAAUCAAAGCCUUGUUAUACAAUGCACUACUGAAAAGUUCGAAAUUUAAUAUUUUUUAAUUACAAGACAUAUGUACAAGACCUGCCUCCUCGUGUGUUUUUUAGUGUUAUUAAUAAAACCAGUUUCCUCAAAGUCGUGUUAUAGCCUGCAGUUGUUGUUGUUGUUGUUGUUGUUGUUUUUGCGUGCGCUUUAACGAUCUCCAUUUCUUUUUGUCACACAGUCGAUGGUGGCUGGUCUUUAUGGAGUUCCUGGACAGAAUGUAGCGUGACAUGUGGAACUGGUGUAGUGUCACGCGAACGCAAGUGUGACAAUCCUGCACCAGCUGCUGGUGGAAGGUCCUGCCAAGGACAUCCUAGAGAUGUACAAACGUGUAAUACCACUGAGAUUUGCAUCGGUAAGUAUUGCUUCUAGGAAUGGUACCUUUAUUUGUUAAGAACAGUGUAUUCCAAAAUGUUUUUAAGUUUUCGGAUCACUAGACUUUCAGCUAGCAAUCCGAACAGAUGGAAAUUUUUGAGGGGUUAAAAAUAUGCCUAUAUCUACCGUUCAAAUACUAAAAUACGUUCAACAAUGCUAUGUUUAAGUGGUUUUGAACUAUAUUCUCGUUGGGUGCCCCUGACAGUUAACCAGCCUCCGACAUAAACUACAGCACCGUUGUUUUCAACUUUGUUUGCCGGCUUUCAUAACCAGUUUCCCCUACUAAAUAAUAUAAAGAUUUUCGUUAACUAGAUAGUUAAGGUGAUGUUACACGGGAAGAUAUCGCAACGACGAUUUUUAGCGCAUCACAACGUUGCAAUGGUGGAACAAUGUUGUAACCCUUCGAAACAAUGUCGCAACAUUGUUGCAACACUGUGUUGCGCUAAAAAUCGUCGUUUCGAAUCGUCCCUUGUAACAUCACCUUUAUAAAGAAAAAAAUGAAAUCGUGUAAUGCUAAAGGUGAUGUUACACGAGACGAUUCGCAAAGACGACUUUUAGCGCCACACAGCGUUGCCUCAUUGUUACCACAUUGUUUCGAAUGGUUGCAACAUUGCUCCAAUAUUGCAACGCUGUGUUGCGCUAAAAAUCGUCGUUUCGAAUCGUUCCGUGUAACAUCACCUUUAUAAAGAAAAAAAUGAAAUCGUGUAAUGCUAAAGGUGAUGUUACACGAGACGAUUUGCAAAGACGACUUUUAGCGCCACACAGCGUUGCAUCAUUGUUGCCACAUUGUUUCGAAUGGUUGCAACAUUGCUCCAAUAUUGCAACGCUGUGUUGCGCUAUAAAUCGUCGUUGCGAAUCGUUCCGUGUAUCAUCACCUUAAACGGCGACCGCAAUGAAAACGGCAACAAAAUCAGUAGAUCUAAUUAGCAAAAAAAACAAAUUGCACGUGCAGUAAACUUUUUGUACAUUUCUUUGCCGUUGUUUUGCACGACUACAAAAUGAAUGCCGUUUUGCACGACUAAAACGUGAAACGUCCUAGUUACACAAGAGAGAUUAAGAUUCACGUUUACGCCAAACGGCAGACGUGAAUUUGUACCACGCGACCAAUUUUUCCCCUUAUUUUCCGUUGAAUAUUUAUUGCUUCUACACUAAAAUAAGUAGUAUUAUGCCAGAGUUUAACCACAGGAAUCGUUCGGGACUGUUUUUAUCUGCUUAUUUUUCUUAGAAAUUCUCAACUUGAGUCUGACGUUUGCCGUUUGCGGUAAACGUGAAUCCUAAUCUGCCUAAUUAUCUUUUAAGGGGGAAUUGUUGUAUGUGUUCACCAAAACGUACGUUUGUUGCUUGUGUUCUUGUCCGCUUUUAUUUUUUUCACUACCUCUCAUUUUCACCUUAUUGGCCGCUAGCAUUUCGCAUUUUCUCACUGCCUCUAUGAAAUUUUCAUGUUUUUGUUCCAACGAAAUUCUUCUCCCUUGUUUUUAAUCACUCGCUCUAGCUCUUUCUCUGUACGUUAUCCACGUGAGUUUAGACGUCAAAAAUAACGUGUAAAAAGACUCGACUUUGUUUUUGUUUUUUUCUCUAAAAGUCCUGUUGGCCAUGCGAUUUCCCGCCAAAAAUACCUCGAAUUGCCUGCCCCCUUUCGAUUCUCCAAAUUGAUUUUCAGUUAAAAGAUUAUUCUUUUUCUCUGUCAGAUCCAGUUGGGUGCUAUCGCAACUUUCCUUCCUCACUUCUCCAGGACCUCCGUAAUGACAUCAGUUGGAGUUUUCCGCCUUUUUCUAAACAAAUGGAUAAGAUUGUCAAAAAAUGUGCUCAUUUGGCUAAAACGAAGAGGAUGAGAUUCUUUGGUGUGGAAAACUACGGAAACUGUUACGGAGUCCACAGUUUUUCACCAGGCAACCAACUCAAGACGAAUCGAUGUAAUUAUGGUGUUGGCUUAAGGGACAAUUUCUAUGUUUACGAGAUAACUGAGUAA